CAGCCCCGGUCCCUACCUCCGACCCCCGCAGUCCUCCCACCCGACACGCCCACAGUUCUGUCUUCCUGCGCCACCUCUUCUCCUUACCCCACCCCCGAUCCCCUAGAUGUUCACCACCUCCCCCAGCUGUUCCCCUCUCCUCCCGCCAUCGGCGGUGAGCGCAAGAGGCACUUCCCGAGCGCGGGCAAAUCAGGCGGGCUGCGUGUACAGCCGAGGGGUGGGGGAGGGCGGGCGACGAGGGGCGGUGCGGUCUCACUCUAACUCCUAGUGACGGCCCAGGCCUGGCCCGCCCCCCGAGCUCUAGGAUAGGCGGAGCCUCCCUCUGGCCCGCCCCCUCCCGCCCUAUGCUGUCGCCGAUUGGCUCGGGUGCGUGUCGGGUUGCGCGGCUCGGCCCUGGCGUUCGCCCGCGGGAAGGCAGCAGGGGCGGUUGAGAAGUGAAGUCUUGGCCGGAGUUUGCUUCUUGCCAGGAAAUCCGCGGCGGCGGCGGCGAUUCCCGGCGGAGCGGAGGCCGGCCGGCCCCGCGCUCCUUCAGCGGGCCGCGGAAGCGGAGCAGACGCUGGGCUGCGGCGCCGGGAGCCGGGCGUGCCCGGGCAGGCGCGCUCCCCCGAAACGAAAUUGAAUGAAAAGCAGCGGCGGUUCAGGAGGAGGAAACAGUUGUGAGCUCUGGUUGACUGGAACUGUCUUCACUUUAAGAAUUUCACAUUCUUGCAGCAGUGGUACUUAUCUGUAGAUUGGCUUUCGUCCCAGGACAGAUUUUGAUUUUUAUUUAUUUACUUUUUCUCUUGCUUGUACUGUGACGCAGCACUGAUAAAGUUGAUCUCAGUAGGUCAAUUUUAUUUCCUUGGAUAGAUUUGAUUCCCAUCUCCACACCCCUUUAGAAAAUGGACUUUGAUCUUGUAUCCUUUUUGGCCUGUCAGAGCUUUCUUGAGCCACGAAUAACAAAAGUUUUGCCUUUUUAGCUUGUCCAAGUCCCACACAUGAGUUUUCCCAUAGGGGUAAAAUGUAGGCCAACUCGGAACCGAAGUAGAGUAACACUGCUUUUAAUUUGUCCCACCUGUGUGUUAGCAGUCAUAAUUCUGUAACUUGUUCCUCUCUUUUUCUCAUCGGGUUAUACAGUUUUCAUUAUUUAUUCUUCUAGCAAAUGGGUGUCUUCUGUGUGCCGGGCGUGGAUGGCAGAGGUCAGCUCUUGCCCUGAACUGGCUCAUGGUGUACCAGCUACCUGAAAGCAAUUUGAACAGGUGCUGUGGGAACUUAAAUGUGGGAGCAUUUCUGCCUGGAGCUUGUUAAGGAAGACCUCACACAGGCACUUCCAAUUGCUGAGAGAUUUUCAUUCUAGGCAAAGGGGCUGGCGUGUACGGUGUUGCUUUAUGAGAGCUGCAUAUGGUUCCUCUGGCUGAAGCACACAGUGUCUGGGGUUGGAGUCGUGGCCAGGGCCUGGUGUAUUAUUCAUUUCCGAGCACUUAGCACUUUGCCUUGCUUACAGUGGGCACUCAAAUAUUUAUUGAACUGACUUGAACAGAAACAUGAAGGAUUUUGUAUGCCGCAUUAAGAAAUUUGGGCUUUAUCCAGUCAGUGAAUACAGAGCUGCUAAUUUUAAGUAGGAGAAUGUCAUGAUAACAUGUGCAUUCCAGAAGGAUAACUGUGGCAGUCUGGAGGAUGGUGAGGGUCCAGAUGGGAAGUAGGGAGACAGAGCAGGAGCUGUUAUACUGUAGGGUUUAAGUGCUCAGCACUUUUCGAUUCACGUUAUCUGGGUUUGAAUCUGGCUCUGUCGCUCAUUAUGUAACCUUAGGUUCUUCGUCUCAUAGGGUUUGGGGGAUAAAACUUGAAAAACAUGUAUGCUACUUAGAAUAGUGCUUGGCGCAUAGGAAGAACUUGGUAGAUGCUCGUUGUUAUUCUGCGUGAGGGCAGUGGAAGUAGAGAUGGUGCGGCCCUUGGGAGGUGUGAUUGGUUGGAUUAGUCUAGAAAAACAGACCUGGGUUUUAGUCAAAUACAUCACUGUCUUUUAAAGAUCAAACCUUUAAUGGAAGUCUAAUGUAUGAAGAUACAGAAACUGCUUCCGCUGAUUCAAAAUGGGAACGACAAACGAUGAGAUGGUGUCUGUGGAGCAGACCUCUUCCUCCUCCUUCAAUCCUCUGUGUUUUGAAUGCGGCCAGCAGCACUGGACACGAGAAAACCACUUAUACAAUUACCAGGAUGAAGUGGAUGACGACCUGGUCUGCCACAUUUGCCUUCAGCCUCUGCUGCAGCCACUAGACACCCCCUGUGGACAUACCUUCUGCUGCAAGUGCCUCAGAAACUUCCUGCAAGAGAAGGAUUUCUGUCCAUUGGACCGGAAGAGACUCCACUUUAAGUUGUGUAAGAGGUCUAGCAUUCUAGUUCAUAAACUUCUGGACAAAUUAUUAGUUUUAUGUCCGUUCUCUUCAGUGUGCCAAGAUGUAGUGCAGCGCUGCGACCUGGAGGCACACCUUAAAAACAGAUGCCCUGGAGCUUCUCAUCAGAGAGUUGCCCUGGAGAGACGGAAAACUAGUAAAGCUCAGACGGAGAUCGAGAAUGAAAGUGGAACCAUGGUCAUAGAUCUUCCAGCUACUUUAUCACCCGAAUCGGACUGUUCAGGGCCGACCCUGACAUCGGCGUCCCUUCCCGCCUGGACAGAGGAGCCUGGCCUGGACAACCCCGCCUUCGAGGAGAGCCCUACCGGGGACACCACACAGCAGCCACUUAGUUUACCAGAAGGCGAAAUCACCACAAUUGAAAUUCACCGGUCUAAUCCUUAUAUUCAGCUAGGAAUUAGCAUUGUGGGUGGCAAUGAAACGCCACUGAUUAACAUUGUUAUCCAGGAAGUCUACCGGGAUGGGAUAAUCGCCAGAGAUGGGAGACUUCUUGCUGGAGACCAGAUUCUUCAGGUCAACCACCACAACAUCAGCAGCGUGUCCCACAACCACGCCCGCGCCGUGCUGUCGCAGCCCUGCAGCACGCUGCACCUCACCGUGCUCCGGGAGAGACGCUGCGGCGGCCGCGCGCACAGCCGUCCCGUGGGCGGCUCACCCCCGGAAGAGGUUUUCCAGGUGGUUCUUCACAAACGGGACUCUGCCGAACAGCUCGGCAUCAAACUCGUCCGAAGGACCGACGAGCCGGGCGUCUUCGUCCUCGACCUGCUGGAAGGGGGGCUGGCGGCGCAGGACGGCAGGCUGAGCGGCAACGACCGGGUGCUGGCCGUCAACGGCCACGACCUGAAGCACGGGACACCCGAGCUGGCUGCCCAGAUCAUCCAGGCUAGUGGCGAGAGGGUGAAUUUAACAAUUGCUAGACCAGGGAAACCCCAGCCUGGAAACGCUGUCCGAGAAGCAGGAACUCAGAGCAGCCAGCACCACGCACAGCCGCUGCCUUACAACAGACCCAGCUCACAUAAGGAUCUUGCCCAGUGUGUUACAUGCCAAGAAAAACACAUUACUAUAAAGAAGGAACCACACGAGUCCCUUGGAAUGACAGUAGCUGGGGGCCGAGGAAGUAAAAGUGGCGAACUGCCCAUCUUUGUGACCAGUGUGCCACCUCAUGGCUGCCUUGCACGUGAUGGCAGAAUCAAGAGAGGUGACAUCUUGUUGAAUAUCAAUGGCAUCGAUUUGACCAGUUUAAGUCACAGUGAGGCUGUGGCUAUGCUGAAGGCCAGCGCCACGUCGCCCACGGUGGCCCUGAAAGCACUGGAGGUGCAGGUUGUGGAGGAGGCCACCCAUGGCCCAGAUGAGCAGCCCAGCACUGUCAGCGAGAAUGAGUAUGAUGCCAGCUGGUCCCCGUCAUGGGUCAUGUGGCUUGGGCUGCCCAGUGCCCUUCACAGCUGCCAUGAUAUAGUUUUGCGAAGAAGUUACUUGGGAAGCUGGGGCUUCAGUAUCGUUGGUGGAUAUGAAGAAAACCACACCAAUCAGCCUUUCUUCAUUAAAACCAUUGUCUUGGGAACUCCUGCUUAUUACGAUGGAAGAUUAAAGUGUGGAGACAUGAUCGUGGCCGUAAACGGCCUGUCGACCGUGGGCAUGAGCCACUCGGCGUUGGUCCCCAUGCUGAAGGGGCAGAGGAACAAAGUCACACUGACAGUGGUCUGCUGGCCUGGCAGCCUGGUGUAGACUCUGAAGUUGGUUUUAAGUCAAACAUCUUCCUUUUUUUAGGGCUUGGAAAGAAAACCCUUUGGUUUUGUCGAGUUUCUGUUUGUAAGGGGCUGCCGACACAGCUGGGUAUACGCAGGGUCAAAACCACUAGGCUCGUCUUUUGUUAUUGAAAUGGUUUCCUUCCGUUUGCCAGCUCAGUGCCCAUCUUCCACUAACCCUUGUGAGACCACAUUUUCAGAAUUCAGAUUCUCAGCUGUCACAAUGUGAGCUAUAAUAAAGAAUGAAGUCCGCCCAAACUGUGAGCCAGCCGGCUGGGUCAGAUGACUUCUGGUGGCUCUGUUUUCACUAACUGAGUCAGAAAAAUGAGUUCCAAGUGCCCAAGACGGGCAGCACGUGCUGCCCCUGGGGCAGCAGUGCUGGGAACGGAUGCGUUCGGAGUUUGGAUAAGGCUUUCCCAGUUUACACCAGUGCCACAUUUCAAAACUUCAUGCUGUUUAUAAGGGGAUUUUUCUGGCUUAUUUUAUUUCUGCUUUAAUCUCAGUACUCAUAGAUGAAGACACUAAGUCUGAGACCCCUAAAGAGAUUUUUUAAAAAUAAUGUACCGUUAUUAGAAUAGUAGAGAACAAAAGAUAACACUAUCCAGUGACAAAGGGAUUUGGAGAUAAUUAUAGUUCAGAGCUGGAGAUGGAAAAAGCCGCAGUUACUUGCACAGUCCAAACGCAUUAAAGAGUCAUUUCCAAGAGGAUGUUUUGUUAGGUAGGAAAAUUUUGAAGCAGUUUUUGCUAAAAAUCGUUUUCUAGCGUUUGUAUUAUGCUCCUAUCAGCAAACUUGGCUGGAAAUGUUUCUGUGAUUUAUGCAAUUAGAUGAUAAAAAUGAAACCAGAUUGCUGUUAAAUGCACAUGCAUAUAUAUCACAGCUAAGCAGAAGACACACCUUUUUUACUUUAUUCUCAAGUGUUUUAGAAACCGUUAUUUUUCCCCAUUAUUUCUUUACUUAGUUAUUUCAGGAAAAAUUCUGAAAGAUACUAACAUGUGAAACCUGCUAUACCAGAUUUUAAAAACACUUUUCAGUCAGUCCUUCUUGGUCACUAGACUAUCUCAUGCUUUUUGAAAUGUUUUUGAAAACUGACCAGCCCAUUUGGUUUGUCUUUUAACCAUUUGUCCAUUGUUCCAGUUGUCCAUUGGAAGCACACAUAAAGAAGUGAAUAAGAGGAAAGUCUUUACCUUAUGAAUAUUAUGCAUACUUGAAAAAAGUUUCAUUUAGAAAUCUAGUUCAGAAUCUGAGCUAAUAUAAGUGACCUCUAAUAAAUGGUGUUGAUGGUCAGAGAAUGUAUUUCAGAAUACUACAGUAUAUUAUGAAGCAUGACCACUUUAUUUCAAAACUUAGCAGUUGCCUUGCUGGGGUUUAUUGUUUCUGUAGCGUGUCACAGAUUAUUCCAGUGAGUUUUUUAACGAUUGUUUUUAAACAUAUCUCUUGACUAAAUAAGAAAUGGCAACAAUAAUCAUUACUGACUUGUUCAACCCCUCAGCGACACUGUAUGAUCAGCAGUUAACCAAGAGGCAGUGGAAUGCCCUAUGCAGUAUAUUACUGUUAUGUGAUGAUGGGCUUUUGAAGCAACUUGAUAUUGAAAUGCUUUGUUAUUCUAAUUGACAUAGAACAAGUUUUUUUUCCUGCUCCCCAAAUAGAAUUUUGUAGCCUACUUUGCUAUUUUUUAAAACAUUUUGUAAGAAUGCAUCAUUCUUGGGGAGUGGUCACCCAUCAACAAAUAUCCUAACUGCCACUUUGUUAUAAAUAAAACGCUUACAGCGAACCUGGUGAUAAAAUGAAUAUUUUGAAAGACGACUUUUUUUCAAUAUUAUUUUUAUCAUGGAAAUCUUGAAAUCAGUUUAAGCUAAUUUGGUUUUAUUAUAAAAGACUAUAGCUGUUGGUCAGAAUGAUAUUUGGUGAUGGAAACUUGUUCAUAAUUUAUUGAUACUGUCGAAAUAUUUGAAUUCUCUCAUUUUAAGCUUAGAUAUUUUGAUUUGUUCUGUGCCUUCAGUUUAAAUUACUUCAGGAUUUUUCAGAUGUGUUUAAAUAAUGGUGUGAUAAUCAUUUAGGAUGGAAAUAAAAAUCAUCCUUUCCGUAA
Messenger RNA from Orcinus orca (killer whale), 6222 nucleotides. It is a transcript of the gene LNX2, whose product is annotated as ligand of numb-protein X 2. The transcript is spliced from 11 exons. NCBI's taxonomy places the organism in Eukaryota, Metazoa, Chordata, Mammalia, Artiodactyla, Delphinidae. The record is from RefSeq and is a predicted model, not a curated record. Bases 2070 to 4115 code for a protein of 681 amino acids. Gene Ontology annotation, molecular function: protein binding; ubiquitin-protein transferase activity; metal ion binding.